ACCGACAGCCCAGAUACGAGGCUAGCUGCACAGACCGACCUGGCUGGCGAACCCAGGGUUUGCCCACCUUCUAGAGGAUUCGCUACGACCACCAGGCGCCGUAUAUACACCACCACCCGACCUCCUCUCGCUCGUCUCCUCCUCGCCAAGGAAAAAAGAGCUGCUGCAGAAGCCUCAGCUGCGGCGGCUACCAGAAGCAAAGCUGCAGAAGUUUCUCUGGCCUCGGCAACGGCCUCCACGCCGCGGGUGUAGUUCGCGAUCUAGAUCUCAGAACCAGCAGUGACCGGAAGAUAAAAAGGACAGUUCGGAGAUGAGUGUGGUGGGGUUUGAUCUGGGCAAUGAGAGCUGCAUUGUGGGGGUGGCGCGGCAGCGCGGAAUCGACGUGGUCCUCAAUGAAGAGUCCAAGCGGGAGACCCCCGCUAUUGUCUGCUUUGGCGAUAAGCAGCGUUUCAUCGGCACUGCAGGCGCCGCCAACUCCACCAUGAACCCCAAGAACUCCAUCUCCCAGAUCAAGCGCUUACUGGGACGCAAGUUUGCUGAUCCUGAGCUGCAGGAUGAUAUUAAGGCCUUCCCAUUCCGUGUCUCAGAGGGCCCUGAUGGGUUCCCGCUCGUUCACGUACGGUAUCUGGGGGAGGAGCGCUCAUUCACCCCCACACAGCUGCUUGCCAUGGUGCUGUCCAAUUUGAAGGCCAUCGCUGAGGGUAACCUCAACUCAGCUGUUAUUGACUGCUGCAUUGGUAUCCCGGUCUAUUUUACUGACCUGCAGCGGAGGGCUGUUAUUGAUGCUGCAACAAUUGCUGGUCUCCGGCCAUUGCGUUUGUUCCAUGAGACUACUGCGACAGCAUUGGCAUAUGGAAUCUACAAGACUGAUCUCCCUGAGAAUGAUCAGCUGAAUGUGGCAUUUGUUGAUGUUGGGAAUGCCAGCAUGCAGGUCAGCAUUGUUGGUUACAAGAAGGGGCAGCUCAAGAUGCUAUCACAUGCAUAUGACCGUUCUCUUGGCGGAAGGGACUUUGAUGAAGCCCUUUUUAAGCACUUUGCAGCAAAAUUUAAAGAGGAGUAUAAGAUCGAUGUCUACCAGAAUGCCCGUGCCUGCAUUAGGUUGCGUGUGGCAUGUGAGAAGCUCAAGAAGAUGCUGAGCGCCAAUCCAGAGGCGCCAAUGAACAUUGAGUGCUUGAUGGAUGAGAAGGAUGUACGUGGAUUCAUUAAGAGGGAUGAGUUUGAACAGAUCAGCGCACCAGUACUAGAACGUGUGAAGGGGCCGCUGGAAAAGGCAUUGUCAGAAGCUGGCUUGACGACGGAAAGUCUGCACUUUGUUGAGGUUGUUGGAUCAGGCUCUCGUGUUCCUGCAGUAAUGAAGAUAAUUACUGAAUUCUUUGGAAAAGAACCAAGGAGAACUAUGAAUGCAAGUGAAUGUGUUGCCCGGGGAUGUGCUCUCCAGUGUGCUAUUCUUAGCCCCACGUUCAAAGUGCGGGAGUUUCAGGUUAAUGAAGGGUUUCCUUUUUCAGUUGCUUUAUCAUGGAAGCCAGAUGCUCAGAACAAUGAAUCCCAACAAACUGUUGUAUUCCCCAAGGGGAAUCCAAUGCCUAGCAUCAAGGCUCUGACCUUCUAUAGGUCCAGUACAUUUGCAGUAGAUGUUUUGAAUGUUGACACAGAUGAUUUGCAAAUAACACACAAAAUUAGCACUUACACGAUCGGUCCUUUCCAAUCCAGCAAAGGUGAGAAGGCUAAACUGAAAGUGAAAGUUCGCCUCAACAUCCAUGGGAUAGUCUCUCUUGAAUCAGCAACGAUGCUGGAAGAGGAGGAAGUGGAAGUUCCGGUUUCAUCUACGAGUGAGGUGCCAAAGGAUGCUACUAGAAUGGAGACAGAUGAUGCACCACAGGACCCUGCUUCUAGUGCUGGUGACCAUAUGCAGGAACCUAAAGGAGCUGCUGAUCCUGCUGAGGGUGCUGCUGAAAAUGGGGCACAAGAUUCCGAGGAAAAAACUGUUCCAAUGGAUACUGACACAAAGGUUGAGCCAUCAAAAAAGAAAGUUAAGAAAACAAAUGUUCCAGUUGCUGAAUUGGUGUAUGGGGCGAUGGGCACUGUUGAGCUAGAGAAAGCUGUUGAGAAAGAAUAUGAAAUGGCUCUUCAGGACAGAGUGAUGGAAGAAACUAAGGACAAGAAAAAUUCAGUUGAGGCUUAUGUUUAUGACAUGCGUAACAAGAUUCAUGAGAAGUACAAUGAUUUUGUCAUGUCGGAGGAUAUAGAAGGGUUGAUGGCUAAACUUCAGGAGGUUGAGGAUUGGCUGUAUGAAGAUGGUGAGGAUGAGACCAAGGGAGUCUAUGUUGCAAAACUAGAAGAACUGAAAAAGCUUGGUGGUCCUAUCGAAAUGCGCUACAAAGAGUGGACAGAAAGAGGUCCAGCUCUUGAGCAAUUGGUGUACUGCAUCCGCAGUUUUAGAGAGGCUGCAUUGUCUGCUGACCAAAAGUUUGAUCACAUAGACAUAUCAGAGAAACAAAAGGUCGUUAAUGAGUGCUCGGCCGCAGAGACCUGGCUAAUGGAGAAAAAGCAGCAGCAAGAUGCUCUACCGAAGCAUGCUAAUCCCGUCCUCCUUGUUUCUGACAUAAAGAAGAAGGCUGAAGCGCUUGACAGGUUCUGCAAACCCAUCAUGACCAAACCCAGGCCAGCGCCAAAGCCACAGACCCCGCCGCCAGCAGAAACCCCAUCACCCGAGGCUCAUACACCGGAACAACAAUCAAAUGGAGCCGAUGAGUCCGCUGAGCCAGCUAGCGACGGUGCUCAGGAUGAGCAUGCGGCGGAGCAAAUGGACACCGAUAAGGAUGAUCCUUCCCAGGCUUAAGAACUGUGGAUCAGAGGAGAUUUUAUGUCCAUGAUCAGUUGAGUUCUCUUGUGCUUUUUGCCUGCUAGGGCAAAUAGACUAGCAGGAAUGGUUGUUUUCAUACGUUGUGAGGAUAUGAGUAGAACAUGGAGAGUUCUGCAGUGUUUCUAGACGUCUUUGUCCCUUCAGUAGCGGUCUUUUCUUUGACGACGUUUGGCAGAUGCAUGCAGGGUAAGGGCAUUCGUCGAGGUCUUGGUGACCCAUGGUCUCCAGUGUAUUUUUUCAAUGACGAUGGUCCAUAACGUUGUAAUUUUUAUCUACGGUGGCCCAUAGCGAUUCAGAAAUUUUUGGUCACUACGGAAACAAUAUUUAUGUCACUAUUAAGAGCUUUCUUGAAUUCCUGUAA
Messenger RNA from Aegilops tauschii subsp. strangulata, 3224 nucleotides. RefSeq names its product heat shock 70 kDa protein 14. Gene Ontology annotation, biological process: protein folding. Gene Ontology annotation, molecular function: ATP binding; ATP-dependent protein folding chaperone. Gene Ontology annotation, cellular component: cytosol; nucleus. NCBI's taxonomy places the organism in Eukaryota, Viridiplantae, Streptophyta, Magnoliopsida, Poales, Poaceae. The record is from RefSeq and is a predicted model, not a curated record.